AUGAAUAUUUGCGAACACUGUGGAGAUCAUUUGAAAAUUAACAGUUCAGAUAGAAUCAAACUUUUGAUUGAUCUAGGUACUUAUAAUCCUAUGGAUGAAGACAUGUUUUCUCUGGAUCCCAUUGAAUGGGAUGAACCUUAUACGGAAGACAAACCUUCUACGGAAGAUAAACCUUAUAAUGAACCUUAUACAGAACACGAACCUUCUACAGAAGGCAAACCUUAUACGGAAGACGAACCUUCUCCGGAAGACAAACCUUAUACGGAAGAUGAACCUUAUACGGAAGACGAACCUUCUACAGAAGACAAACCUUCCAACGAACCUUAUACGGAAGACAAACCUUCUACAGAAGACAAACCUUAA
Vicia faba (fava bean) is the source of this 363-nucleotide messenger RNA. The record is from the annotation of a GenBank genome assembly. Lineage: Eukaryota; Viridiplantae; Streptophyta; Magnoliopsida; Fabales; Fabaceae.